AUGGCAACGGCUACGAUGAGGAGAAAAAGGAAGAUUGCGACGAAAGUGAAUAGAACAAGAUCUAGAAGGAAAAUAUACGCGUCGAAAACUGACGAUCAGGACUACGACGACGACGACAAAGAGCAUGAUUUUAUGGACGACGAUAAUAAGAACAAUGACACGGGAGACGACGAAGACAAAGAAACGACGGAAAGGACAAUGACGACGAAAAAGAAAAUGGCAACGACGGUGACAUAA
Messenger RNA from Protopolystoma xenopodis, 237 nucleotides. NCBI's taxonomy places the organism in Eukaryota, Metazoa, Platyhelminthes, Monogenea, Polystomatidea, Polystomatidae. The record is from the annotation of a GenBank genome assembly.